GUGCUGGAGUAGGCGCCGCCAUGGCCGCCGCUAUCACCGACAUGGCCGACCUGGAGGAGCUCUCCCGCCUGAGCCCUCUGCCCUCCGGCAGCCCCGGCCCGGUGGCACGGGGCCGGGCUGAGCCUCCUGAGGAAGAGGAGGAAGAGGAAGAAGAGGAGGCGGAGGCCGAGGCUGUGGCGGCGCUGUUGCUGAACGGCGGCGUUGGCGGGGGCGGCGGCGGGGGGGGGGGGGGCGGCGAGGCGGAGACGAUGUCGGAGCCUAGCCCCGAGAGCGCCAGCCAGGCCGGGGAAGAUGAGGAGGAGGACGAGGACGAGGAGGAGGACGAGAGCAGCAGCAGCGGUGGCGGCGAGGAAGAGAGUAGCGCCGAGAGCCUGGUGGGCAGCAGCGGCGGGAGCAGCAGCGAUGAGACGCGCUCGCUGAGCCCCGGCGCCGCCAGCAGCAGCAGCGGGGAUGGGGACGGCAAGGAGGGCCUGGAGGAGCCCAAGGGACCUCGGGGCAGCCAGGGCGGCGGCGGGGGCGGCAGCAGCAGCAGCAGCGUAGUCUCGAGCGGCGGGGACGAGGGCUACGGGACCGGGGGAGGCGGAAGCAGCGCGACCUCCGGAGGCCGCCGAGGCAGCUUGGAGAUGUCGUCGGAUGGGGAGCCCCUGAGCCGCAUGGACUCGGAGGACAGCAUAAGCAGUACUAUAAUGGAUGUAGACAGCACAAUUUCCAGUGGGCGUUCAACUCCAGCAAUGAUGAAUGGACAAGGAAGCACUACUUCUUCAAGCAAAAAUAUUGCCUAUAAUUGUUGUUGGGACCAGUGCCAGGCUUGCUUCAACUCUAGUCCAGAUCUGGCAGAUCACAUCCGUUCCAUACAUGUAGAUGGUCAGCGAGGAGGGGUAUUUGUUUGCUUAUGGAAGGGUUGUAAAGUGUAUAACACUCCAUCAACUAGCCAGAGUUGGUUACAGAGGCAUAUGCUAACACAUAGUGGAGACAAACCUUUCAAGUGUGUUGUUGGUGGCUGCAAUGCCAGCUUUGCUUCUCAGGGAGGACUAGCUCGCCAUGUUCCUACACACUUUAGUCAGCAGAACUCUUCAAAAGUUUCUAGCCAGCCAAAGGCCAAAGAAGAAUCUCCUUCUAAAGCUGGAAUGAACAAAAGGAGGAAAUUAAAGAAUAAAAGAAGACGUUCAUUACCACGACCACAUGAUUUCUUCGAUGCACAAACACUGGAUGCGAUAAGACAUCGAGCCAUAUGCUUUAACCUCUCAGCUCAUAUAGAAAGUUUAGGGAAGGGACACAGUGUUGUUUUUCAUAGUACUGUAAUUGCAAAGAGAAAAGAAGAUUCUGGAAAGAUAAAGCUUUUACUUCAUUGGAUGCCUGAAGACAUUUUACCUGAUGUAUGGGUGAAUGAAAGUGAACGACAUCAAUUAAAAACUAAAGUAGUUCAUUUAUCAAAGCUACCCAAAGAUACUGCCUUGCUUUUGGAUCCAAACAUAUACAGAACAAUGCCGCAGAAGAGGUUGAAGAGGUAAAAAAUAAAUAAAUACAUAAAAGCAAACAAGCGGGGACACCUGCAGUCUUAGUCACUGACAAUGGGCUUAGGAAAAGUUGCACAUUAGAGUCAAACCCCUUCCUUUUUUUUAUUUUUAUUUUUUUUUUAAAUCCAGUAUUUAGGGUAAUAUUUAUGCUUAGUGUAAGCAUUCUGUGAAUGACAUAGACUCUUCUGUGGAAUAUAUUAAUAUAUUACUGUAUAUCCACAUUUUCAUGGAAUGGUACUGUGGGAGACUGAGCAAACACUCUUUUGGCAACUUAGCGGAACAGCUUCUAAAGGCUUUGCAUGCUUGCUGCUUUAAGCUGCUUUUUCCCCCUUUAGUAGUUACAGUAGUUAUUAUUUGAAAAAAAAAAGAAAUUAAAAUAUAUGCCCUUAAAAUUACCAAAAGCACUGUAAGGAUAUUGUCUUGACAGUGUCUACUGAUCUGAAGUCAUUAGGAAAUAUUUAGACAGUGAAAAUUAUCAAGAGAUAAUUUACCUUUCAAUUAUGAUAAAUAGAUGUGAUUGGUUGCCAUUUGUGUUCUUUUGCAGAACUCUGAUAAGAAAAAUGUUCAGUUUGUAUUUAAGCAAACAGUGAACGACAUUUGCAAUCAACCAAAAAUUCGUCUAUCAAAUUAGGGCUGAAAAUUACUGUUAAAGAGUGUUGCAGUAUGUCUGGUGGCUCCCUUAUCAGGACUAGGGCUUUCUCAUGGAGUACAGUAUGUUAAUACUUACCUAUAAAAGUCAUCUGUUAACGGUUUUUGAAAAACCUCUCUUUCAAAUGAUUUGAGUAAUCCUCAUAUUUUCAUUUUAAACUAUAUAUAAGACUAAUUUUUUUUUCUGAGGAAAGCAUUUGGGGUUUUAGUUCUUUUUCUUAAUAUAAGAAAAAUUGUAUUUUUUUUAAAGUAUCUUCAGACUGAAUCUUUUAUGCACCAAAGUUGGCUUUGAAAACGAAAAUUAAAUCACUUUCUUGCUUGGUAAGCAAGAAGCCAUAUGGAUUUUUUUUAACUUACAGAAAUGGAAAUAUGUGUAACUUGUUAGUAUUGUAUCAAACAAAUGUUGCAUAGAGAUAAUAGAACAUUGCUUGUAAAUAAUUUGGCAGAUUUGUAAUAUAUUUUUAUAUUAUGAAAUGUACUGUAGAUGUUUUUCUAGAGGCAUGGAAAAUGUAUAUAUUAUGGUAGAAAUAAUAUUGAAGGAUAUUGUAAUUCACUAGUGCUGCCAGAGGAAUUGUUAAUAAAGCACCUUCUUUAACAAUAAAUGUCUUUUGCAGACUUAAGGGACUAUGUACUACUGUUAAUAUCUAGAAGAACAAAACACAUUGAACAUCCUUCCAGAAGGUCUUUUAGGGAGGACUUGUACCCAUAAUAGAAUUAUGGCACUCAUUUCUGACAGUGACCGUGAAAUCAAUUAUUUCCUUACUGUUGGAAGGACAUAUUGUAAAGUAUAUGGUUAUUUGCAGUCAAACUGCAGAAAAUACUCCUGAUUGAGGAGUUUUCACUUUACUACAGUAAAUAGAAAAACCAGCAGUUUUUAAACUAAAUUUUUUAAAGAAGUAAUAAUAGAAUUAAGCCUUUGGUUCCAAAAUGGGGAAAGUUCAUGAUACAUUAAUCAUUUGUCAUUUGCUUAAAAAAUUUUGAAAUAAAAAUUACAGGAAAAUGUAUUCGUUACAAUGAGUUUAAGAGCUAUAUAAUGAAAUGAGUCAUAUAAAACUAAGUAAGUGCAAAUAAAAGCACUGCUAUUAAGACAUUCUGGAAUGGUUGUUUAAUAAGGGUAUUAUCAAUGUGAUCUGUAGCAAUUGUGAUUUUAUUUUUUAAAAGAAAAGUAGUGUAUUUUUUUGUUUUCUGAAUUUGCUCAAGCACUUCAUCGAUUGCUUUAUUUUGUGUCUACAAAGUAAUCUUCAAUCUCCUUUGUUCUUUUUUUAUUUUGACUUGUUACGAAAUUGCCAAAUAGAAAUGUGUCAGAUAUAUAGUUGGUACUUGUAUUUUUAUUUUAUUGCUUCAUGUUCUUGUAAUUUUUAAUUGACUGAUGAUUGUAGACCUUGGCCUGAGUAUUUUUUCAAAUAAAACAAAAGCAAAUGACAUUUAGCUUCAGAAUUGUAACACUUCAGUUUUUAAAUGACAUCAGAAAAUGUACAUCUAAUACUUUUCCUAUAGGCACAUGAAUAAAUUUAUCCUUUCUAGAAGGAAAAAGACCCAAAUUCCAUGGUUUUUGAUUGGCCUCUAGUACUCACUUAGAUCUUUUGCUGCUUGUCUGCCUUGAUUCCUUAUUAUUAUUAACACACCAGAGAGAAUAUGGAUUUAAAAUGGGCUAGUUUUAUAACUUGUUAUUAUACACAUUAGUUAUCUUUGGAAAAUGAGUGUGAAAUUAUAAUGUUCAUUAAUUAAUAUCUAUAUGUCUCUUUUAUCCCCGCCCCAUAUAUGAUACAGGUGUAGCAAGGCACCUGAAAUAAUCUUUUAUCUAAAAUU
Messenger RNA from Elephantulus edwardii (Cape elephant shrew), 3974 nucleotides. It is a transcript of the gene AEBP2, whose product is annotated as AE binding protein 2. The record is from RefSeq and is a predicted model, not a curated record. NCBI's taxonomy places the organism in Eukaryota, Metazoa, Chordata, Mammalia, Macroscelidea, Macroscelididae. Gene Ontology annotation, cellular component: ESC/E(Z) complex. Bases 21 to 1511 code for a protein of 496 amino acids. The transcript has 8 exons. Gene Ontology annotation, biological process: regulation of transcription by RNA polymerase II.